CAAAAUGAUACAGCUCUUCAACCUCAACACCUCGCUGUUCGUUGCGCGCACGGUAAGCAGCAUUAAGAAGAUGCCUUGCCCGUUCCUGACCCGUCUCAGCACGAACUACGUGCGCCAUUAUGCUCCGGUCCUGCUGAAGACCUACGGUGCCCAGUGUCCGGUGGUGCAACGCACGAUUUCCACCCUGCAGGGUUCGCAAGCUGCUGGCACGGGUGGUGUAACGGCCGCCACCGAACCGGUCACACCGAAAAAGGAGUCCACGAACGAGACGAACACGGUGCAAUCACGCCGCAACCUGAGCUCACUUCAGCAACCGAAGCCGGAAACUACUGGCUUGGCCGCCGAGGAGCAGCACGUGGGUGGGAAAAAGUGUCCCUUCCUGAGUACGGCGGCCCCGCACGUAAAGGAACUCGGGGUGGAAAGCGUGGAGAUGCCGGUGGAGCGCAAGUUCCAGUACGAGGACUUCUUCCACGAGCAGAUCCUGCGCAAGAAGCAGGACCACUCGUACCGGGUAUUCAAGAAGGUGAACCGGUUGGCAGCCGAGGGCCAGUUUCCGCGUGCCCUCGAGUACUCGUGGGGCGAGAAACCGAUUACGGUGUGGUGCUCGAACGAUUACCUUGGCAUGUCGUGCCAUCCGGAGGUGAAACGUGCCGUGGCGGAGGCACUCGAGCGGUACGGUACGGGUGCCGGCGGUACGCGCAACAUCUCCGGCAACUCGAUGAACCACGAGAACCUGGAACGGCGGUUGGCGGAGUUGCACCAGAAGGAGAGCGCUCUCCUGUUCACGUCCUGCUUCGUGGCGAACGAUUCGACGUUGUUCACGCUGGCGAAGGCACUGCCCGGGUGUCACAUCUUUUCCGACGCCGGCAAUCACGCCUCGAUGAUCCAGGGCAUCCGGAACAGUGGCGUGCCGAAGCACAUCUUCCGGCACAAUGAUCCGCGCCAUCUGCGGGAGUUGCUGGAGCGCGUGGAUCGAUCGCUACCGAAGAUCGUUGCAUUUGAGACGGUCCAUUCCAUGACGGGUGCGGUCUGUCCGCUUGAGGAGCUGUGUGACAUCGCGCACGAGUACGGUGCGCUUACGUUCGUGGACGAGGUGCACGCGGUUGGGUUGUACGGGGAGCACGGUGCCGGUAUCGGGGAGCGCGAGGAUCAGCUGCACAACAUGGACAUCAUCUCGGGUACGCUUGGGAAGGCGUUCGGGAAUGUUGGCGGGUACAUUGCCGGUACGGCGCUGCUGGUGGACAUGAUCCGCUCGUAUGCGGCCGGGUUCAUCUUUACCACAUCGCUGCCACCGACGGUGCUGUGCGGGGCGUUGAAGGCGGUCGAGAUCCUGGCGUCGGAGGAAGGCCGUCAGUUGCGAGCGCGUCAUCAGGAGAAUGUGCGUUAUUUGCGCACGCGGUUGCAGCAGGAAGGUUUCCCGGUGGAGCAUACGCCCAGCCACAUCAUUCCGGUGAAGAUUGGCAAUCCGCGCCAGUGCACGGAGGUGUCGGACAGGAUGAUCCAGCGCUUUGGGCAUUACGUGCAGGCGAUCAACUACCCGACGGUGGCACGGGGUGAGGAGAAGCUGCGGUUGGCUCCGACACCGCACCACACGCGCCCCAUGAUCGAUGAGAUGGUGCGGGACAUGAAGGUGGUGUGGCAGGAUCUGGGCAUGCCGCUGGAUGGCCAGCAGUGUCCGGAGGAGUGCGCCUUUUGCCGGAAACCGUUGCUGUUCGAUCGGUUCGAGGCGCGCACGAAGAUCGCGGCCGGAUGUGCGAGUGAGUCGAUCUGCCAGAUACCGAACUGCCCGCAGAUUGCUGCCAUGGCAAACUGAGCUGCCUGAGAACAUCAUUCGGCACCGUAAAUUGAAAUCCGUUUCCUCCCCCCCUCGGCCCAACGGCGGCAACAUAUCGAGCGAGACAGCAAAAAAAACUAGUAGUAUUUGGUAAUCCUCCGCUUUAUAGGCCGCUUUGAGCAACCAUUGAGCGUUGAUUUGUUGUAUUAGAAAAUCUGUUGUUUCUUCGGUGGCAGUGCAGGGCAUUUCAGGUCCACUUUCUUUUUUUGGUCUCUUAAGGCUUUUUCUCCUCGCCUUUCCGGCUUCCCUUGCAUUCCUCCAGUCGUAGUUACUGAAAUUGUUAUUUGGUGUUUAAGUUUUAAAUCGGCUUUACAGCGACUAUCGGGCACGCGAUAGCUAUUGGUUGGUAAUACGACGCGGGUUAAAAUCAUUUGCAAGCAUUGCACGUAUUCGUCGAUAUGUUGUUGACAAUAAUACUAUUAUAGAUCAAAUGUCUAUUCCACAAAAUACAAACGUAUAUUCUCGUCUACCAAUAAAUGU
Messenger RNA from Anopheles nili, 2314 nucleotides. RefSeq names its product 5-aminolevulinate synthase, erythroid-specific, mitochondrial (gene Alas). Gene Ontology annotation, molecular function: 5-aminolevulinate synthase activity; pyridoxal phosphate binding. NCBI's taxonomy places the organism in Eukaryota, Metazoa, Arthropoda, Insecta, Diptera, Culicidae. The transcript is spliced from 2 exons. Gene Ontology annotation, biological process: heme biosynthetic process; hemoglobin biosynthetic process; erythrocyte development. The record is from RefSeq and is a predicted model, not a curated record. The coding region runs from base 5 to 1813 and encodes 602 amino acids. Gene Ontology annotation, cellular component: mitochondrial matrix; mitochondrion.